AUGUCCCUUAGAGAUGCUAUGACUGGCAGGGUCUUGGUGUGCAUUGUGGUUGUGUGUUUCUCUUCAUUCUUCCCAGGAAAGUACCCACUGAGAAGUUCGAUUCCAGUUGUGCACACCCCAUUACGGCUAGGAAUCGAACUGUGUUGUGCAUGUAUCCAAGCAUGGCAACUCCGUAGAGGAGAUGAACACUACACUAGUUUGACGGCUAGUUCUGCUCAAAUGGUAGCUGGUUUGAAUAGUCCAGAAACUGCUGGAGUGCCAGCUUUUGUUAGUCCUCACGGCAGUCCGGACCCUGACUCUAGUGCUCCUGCAGUCAGUCUGUACCCUAGUCUAGACCUUGACCCCAUCAAUCCGGACCCUAACUCUACUAGUCCUCAGUUCAGUCUAGACCCAGACCCAAGUACUCCUGUAGUCAGUCCUGUAGUCAUUCCAGACCCUGACUCUACUAGUCCUCGGCUCAAUCCUGAUCCUGAAUAUACUAGUCCUCUGGUCAGUUCGGAAUCGGACUCCAGUAGUCUUGUUGUCAGUCCAGACCCUGACUCUGGUAGUCCUGUUGUCAGUCCAGACCCUGACUCUGGUAGACCUGUUGUUAAUCCAGACCCUGACUCUGGUAGUCCUGUUGUCAGUCUGGACACUGGCUCCAGUAGUCCUUUGGGAAGUCAGGACCCUGACUCUGGUAGUCCUGUUGUCAGUCUGGACACUGGCUCCAGUAGUCCUUUGGGAAGUCAGGACCCUGACUCUGGUAGUCCUGGUCUCUGUCUGGACCUUGACUCUGGUAAUCCUGAUACUGACUCUAGAGAUCCUUGUGUUACAGAGGAAGUGGCAUUGAUUCCAAAAGCGGACUUAUACAUGGUUAAACUCCAUCACAUACCUUUUUACUGCCAUAGAUAUAUCCACUAA
Molecule: messenger RNA, 900 nt
Organism: Penaeus monodon (black tiger shrimp)
Lineage: Eukaryota; Metazoa; Arthropoda; Malacostraca; Decapoda; Penaeidae
Product: endochitinase A-like
Exons: 5
Coding region: 1-900 (299 amino acids)
Source: RefSeq, a predicted model, not a curated record